UCAUAGCUAUUCAGUAUUCAGUUGUUUUAGUUCAGUUUGUACUUACUGUGCUCCAAACUAUAUCGAAAUUUUCAAUAUAAAAUAUAAGAUUUCCUUUUACACAUUACAAAUAGUUUUUUGUAAAUUUUUCAGGUUGUGAUUUUACCAUAACAAGCAUAAUGAUGGGUUUACGUGAAAAAUCAUGCUAUAUAAUGCAGCAUUAUUUCCAUAUAUCGGCCAUUAAUUGUGAUUCGAAUGACAUGUGGAAGUUGCCCGAACUAAUAUCCGGAUUUGGGAAACUGCAAAAAUAUGUGGGAAGCUGCUCGGUUUGCACAGAGGAUAUGCUUCCAUUUCACAGGUUUUGUCUCGCGCUCUAUGGUAUUGUGGGAUUGAUCUUCCAUAUUAUGCUAUUUACGUCUAUAUAUUACUACCACGAUGAGAAUGAAUUAUGGUCCGUCUUGCGUACGAUAAAAAAAUCGAAUAAUUGGAAAACAUAUUGCUUUGUUCGCCUUCGUCUUUUGAUUAAAUUUGUUGAGAUUCAGUGCUGGAUGAUGCUCCUAUAUGCUGUGCUGAAGGAGUCCCCAGACUAUUUAGCACCAUUCUUACUAAUAAAUGGUUUCGCUUUGGCUAUAAACAUUUACUCACAAAUAAUGAAUUAUGUCCUUCGCAAGCUCACAUUGCGUUCCAUAUGCCAUUUUAUUCUGCUGCUGAUGACUCAGUGUUUGGUGAUCUGUGUCAAAGAAUUAUACACCAAGACUUUGAAGGGCAAUGCGAGUUCCUGGUAUGGAACUGAGUAAAUCAAGAGAAGAUCGUAUGAAACUCAGUAAAACAAGAGGAGAUUGGAUUAGAUCAGAAAAGCUUAAAUAAAACAACCUCUAGCUAA
Drosophila willistoni is the source of this 862-nucleotide messenger RNA. RefSeq lists its product as uncharacterized. The record is from RefSeq and is a predicted model, not a curated record. The coding region runs from base 159 to 776 and encodes 205 amino acids. The transcript has 3 exons. Lineage: Eukaryota; Metazoa; Arthropoda; Insecta; Diptera; Drosophilidae.